Neoarius graeffei (lesser salmon catfish) is the source of this 3556-nucleotide messenger RNA. It is a transcript of the gene xcr1b.2, whose product is annotated as chemokine (C motif) receptor 1b, duplicate 2. Lineage: Eukaryota; Metazoa; Chordata; Actinopteri; Siluriformes; Ariidae. The transcript has a single exon. Gene Ontology annotation, biological process: immune response; G protein-coupled receptor signaling pathway; chemotaxis. Gene Ontology annotation, molecular function: chemokine receptor activity. Gene Ontology annotation, cellular component: membrane. The record is from RefSeq and is a predicted model, not a curated record. The coding region runs from base 310 to 1389 and encodes 359 amino acids.
UAUGCCUUAUAUGCUUAAAAAACAUCACCUAUUGUCGAUUAUAGUCUUGCUCCACUUGCCAAUCAUUUCAGAGACUUUGUGGUCUGCAAACGUAAGUCGUCAGAGAACACAUUCAUAUUGCCCUACAAAAGUGUGAGUUUCACAGCUUCUUUCUUUCUGAGCAGACGGAUAAGUAAAUUCACUGCAAGGCAGUGGAGAGACAAAAAGAGGAAGGACUCUCAACCAAAAGCUUUCCUCUGUCUUAUUUUAAGACACUUGAAACUUUCUGACUUCAAGCUGGACAUAUGUGUGUGGAUCUGUUUUUUUGGAAUGUUUUCUAUUAACUCAACGACACCCCUGACCUACACAGGAACAACAGGAAUGAAUUACAGUUACUAUCUGAACGAGUCAUAUUAUCACUAUGAUGAAGACUUACUCGUACAGUGUCAUUUGGAGAACUAUGAUCAAAUCACAGGAGCAAGUUACAUUGCCAUCUGUUGCUUCAGCUUCUUCGGGAAUGGCAUGCUCCUGUUCGCACUGGCCCGCUUCGAAGAUCUCAAAAGGGUCACCAUGCUUUUUCUACUCUGCUUGGGAUGUUUUGACAUGUUGUUCACGUUGACUCUUCCUUUCUGGGCUGUUGAUCAUCUGAACGAGUGGAUCUUUGGGGAAACUGCGUGUAAGAUCCUAACCGGGGCCUAUUUCGUGGGAAUAUAUGGAAGUCUGAUUCUACUGACGGCCAUGACGGUCGACUGCUUCUUUUUUAUUGUCGUGCGCAGCCAGUGGCUCACUCGCAGAAGAAGGCUCUACUGUGCAAUAGCAGCUUUUGCAGGGUCGUGGAUCAUCAGUAUAUCAGCCUGUCUGAAAGAUGCCCUGUUCUCCAAGGUUCACAUGGUGAAUGGCAUCCGCCUCUGCCUCACCUUGGUUUCUGAUGAUGACCAGGCAGGUUACUACACACAGUUUGUCAUGCUCUUCGCUAUUCCACUGCUGAUCAUCAUCCUGUCCUAUGGCAAAAUCCUGCACACCCUCAUGUCGAGCUUCGGGCGCAGAAGGUACAAGACAUUGCUGGUCGUGUUGCUCAUAAUCAUGGCUUUUGUCAUAUGUUGGGGACCUUAUCAUAUCGUCAUGGUCGUGAUGCCGUCUCAUGUUUCCGGGAGUUGUGAAAAGAAAAAUCAGCUCAACCGAAUUUUUGUCAUCUGCCGAAUCCUUGCCUAUUCCCACUGCUGUAUCAAUCCAGUGUUGUUUCUGAUCAGAGGAAAGCCAAGAAAAAUCCUGUCCAAGUUUCUGUUCUGCCAGGCUCAACAAAGGUGCGCCGAAAUAUCAGACAGAUCUUCUGACCCGAGUCAUUUCAACAUCCACCAACGCUUGAGCGUGGCAAUUCCACAAAAUGUAACAGAGCUAAAAUCAAUUUGAGAAAUGAUGAAUGUAGUGGUGGUGACUCAAAACUGACUGGUACAUUUCUCCUUUUUAUGUGAGUGAUUCUUUUUUUUUGCGUGAGUUAUGUGAAUACUUUUUUUUUUACGAGUAUUAUGUGAGAAUAUGAAAUUUCAUAUUAUAAUUUUCUAGAUUGCAUCUUAUUGUUUUGUUUUGUUUUUUAAAUCUGGUUUGCUCCUCCAUGAUGUUUUUCAUUUCCUGGUUGUGUUUUGGAUUUUAUAACUUGUAAGAUAUUUUUGUCAUGAUUGUUCUUCAGAUGGUUCAUGGAUUUUCUUUCUAAAGGAACAAAGGAACAAACCAAAGAACUUUUCAAAGUGCUAGAUUUACCCUUUUACUUUUUUUUUUACUCAUUGUAUGUUUUAUUCUCUUUAAAAAAAACUAAAAAAAACAUUUUAAGCUACAUUUCACAAAAAAAAAAAAAACCUCGAUAUAAACUCAGCUCUUCACGGUGAAUUUCUCAAACUAUUGCACAUUUGUCUGUUGGAAAAAAUGAAACCAUUUCAGUAACACAGAAGAGACAGGCACAUUGAGUGGUACGUAUUACAGUGCAAGUUUGAGUCAUCUUCUUGGUCUUUUGCAAUAGCAAAAAAAACUCUUUGUACCAAAUUGUGGUGUUUUUUUUUUUUUUUGUACAAUCAGAUAAUUAACAGAUGAUUACGCUAAUAUGAGGUGGCAUGAUGGUGCAGUGGUUAGCAUGGUUGCCUCACAGCAAGAAGGUUUUGGCUUCAAACCUAAUGGCUGACGAGGGGCCUUUCUGUGUGGAGUUUGCGUGUUCUCCCCGUAUCUGUGUGGGUUAACUCUGGGUUUCCCCUCACAGUCCAAAGACUUGCAGUUAAUAACUCAGUAAAUAAAAAAUUUAUCCAAAACGUCAGACAAAAUCAUUUCCGCUUAGAAUGUAAACAAACUGGCGAAAUGAAAAAUGCAAUAAUAAUAAUAAUAAUAAUUCUUGAAAAAUAAAAAAGAUACGUUUUUAAUCAUCAAAUACUUUCAUUCCAUAUUUUGUCGCUUUUCUUUUUUGCAUUUUUGCCAUUUUGUUAUCAAGUCUAGUUUUUAUUUCAUCCUCGGUUGGUUCAGCAACACGCUCCACCAUUUUGUUUUUCUCUACUCACGGUAUAUGAGCUGAUAUCCUAGUAGUAGAGCAGCCAAUCAGAGCGCACAUUUGCUCAUAUCCAGUGAAGGUGGAUAAAAUAAUUAAUAAUAUGGAUUGUCAGUGAGACAAGUUAAUUCCUGUUAUCGCUUACGUUAUAGCAGUUACAAGCAGUUUUAACACCAGCCUGUCUUUCUUUAAGUUAUUUUUUAAAGAAAAAAGACAAGAAAAAAAUACAGAUUUUCCUGAAGACUUUCCCAAGGUGCAAACAUAUAACUGUUGCAAAGCCUUGACACAGGAGACUCCGCCGAAUAAUUUUACAUCAAUGGGUUCUUCCAGAAAAUGUUAUCCUUUUAACAACUGUACAUUUUUUUCUUCCUUAAAGAGUAGCAUUUUUUUAAAAUCUGCCUCAGAUUAUUUUGAGAAUCCGUCACACCGAUUAUGCCGCUGUGAAUCCGCUGUUACUUUCAAAACGCCAGCAUAUGCAAACAAGCGCAUUAAUAUAAAUCUUGCUUGCACUCAGAAACUAUCAUGAUUAAGCAACAUCUUUGGACCAACAGGAAUUGAGCACUCAAAGUCGCUGUGGUACAAAUAUAUUUACGUUAUUCUGUGAAUUCUUAAGCACCUUAUGACAAAAUACUGUAAAUGUUUUGUUGUUGUUGUUGUUGUUUGUACAGUUAUUUUCUGUUGUUCUUUGGAUUUUAGUAGCAGUAUAGUAACAGGCUUCUUCUUCUUCUCUCCAUCUUUCACUUCAGUGCCUGUAUAAGUCAUUGGAAUUUUGAGUUCUAUAAUUAUAUGGUCUUUUUUUAUGAACUAACUAACAAUAAAGUGAUGAACUGCUCUAUCUACUGAUUUCAGGAAGCCGUCUGAUUAAAUUAGACAGAGGUGGCGGCUCUGAUCAGCUGUCAACUCAUUAAAAAGCACUUUUCUUUCUUAUAGACGUCUUAAGACUGCAGGUGUAGAUGGAUAUAUAAAUCAUGGAAGAGUUUAGAUGUCGUCUUUUACUGUGACUAUUCAUAUUCCUCUCAUAUUAAGCCAAUUAAAGCUGAUCAACCUUCA